AUGCCGCCAUUGCGCCAGCUUUCCGUUGUACUGCAAGCCCUUAGAAAAAGGCCGAUAGAAAUAGCAGGGACGCGCAAGUAUGCUCGUGUUUUUGUUAGGAGCUGUUCGUGCUCUGCGCUGCAGCAAUUGCAGCACACGGUGACUGUCUCAUCUGAACCACCCACCAAUGCGCAACUGAACACUACGACUGCUGCUCCACCCGCACCUCCCACGGAUCACCGAACGCUUGCGCAGACCCAUAAUCUGUUCAUUACAUCGCCGUACAGUCCCGGUUCGCCACUGAUCCUCCCAAAUGGCGCCUACGUGUUCCAGAAACUCCAGUCAUUUCUUCGCGCGCAGUACCCACAGUUCGGCUUUCAAGAAGUCAUCACGCCGAUAAUAUACAAAAAGUCGCUAUGGGAGAAGUCGGGACAUUGGGAGAACUAUGCUGAAGACAUGUUCAGUGUCCAGGGACGAGGGACAACCGCGCAAAUACCAGAAGCAGAGGGCGGCGAGGAUGGCGAGUUUGGGCUGAAGCCAAUGAACUGCCCAGGCCACUGCUUGCUGUUCAGGGAUGAGAUCAAGAGCUACAGGGACUUGCCAGUCAGGCUCGCAGACUUCAGCGCCUUACAUCGGAACGAGAUCUCAGGCGCACUUACGGGCCUGACGAGGGUCCGACGCUUUCAUCAAGACGAUGCGCACAUCUUCUGUCGGCCAGACCAGAUCUUGGCAGAAAUUGAGCAGACACUCAAGUUUGUGGCUAUGGUAUAUAGGACGUUUGGUCUGGGUCCCUACAAACUACUCUUAUCGACCCGGCCAAAAGACAACUUCAUUGGCACAGUAGAGGAAUGGGAUCGUGCAGAAGAGCAGCUCACUACAGCACUGAACAAUAUCGGAAGCGAGUGGGCCAUCAACGAAGGAGACGGUGCCUUUUACGGCCCCAAGAUCGACAUCAUCUUGAAAGAUUCAAACGGCAAAGAGCACCAGACGGCCACCAUACAGCUUGAUUUCCAGUUGCCGCAGCGAUUUGAUCUGCAGUACCAAGCAUCACCCGAAGAGCUAGAGGCAGGAUCACAGACGUCCAUGGAUGCGGGCCUUGAUCCCACACUCCGCCGGCCGGUCAUUGUACAUCGCGCCAUCUACGGUUCCAUCGAGCGCUUCAUGGCUCUCCUGAUCGAGCACUACGUCGGCAAGUAUCCGUUCUGGCUCUCACCUCGUCCCGCAAUCAUUCUCUCCCUCAACAAUAAUGCUGAAGUCCUUGAACACGUGUCUCGCGUUCAGUCCGUGCUAUCAGGUCUAAAGGCAGCAGACCCACCAUCACAAGUAUCAACAUCCUCGCCAAAGCCUCUACCUCUAUCAACAAUCCAACUUCCUGUUGAUGUUGAUACCAGUAGUCGUCCGCUUGCGAAGAAGAUUGCAGAGGCUAGAUCGAAAAAGUACAAUCAUAUUAUCGUUGUUGGUGGCAACGAGGUACAGACUGGCAGUGUUAAUAUGCAGGUCGUGAAUCAGCCCAAUCCUGAGGCGACGUUCCGGGAGUUACAAGAGGCACGUGGAACAGAAGUUACUGAAAAGGAGCAACGGAAAGGAGCGAACAUGUCGUUGAAUGACGCUAGGACGUAUUUCGAGCGAUUAGCUAAUUCCUUCCUAUAA
Molecule: messenger RNA, 1629 nt
Organism: Pyrenophora tritici-repentis Pt-1C-BFP
Lineage: Eukaryota; Fungi; Ascomycota; Dothideomycetes; Pleosporales; Pleosporaceae
Product: ThrS, Threonyl-tRNA synthetase
Biological process (GO): threonyl-tRNA aminoacylation
Cellular component (GO): cytoplasm
Molecular function (GO): ATP binding; threonine-tRNA ligase activity
Source: RefSeq, a predicted model, not a curated record